Bufo bufo (common toad) is the source of this 651-nucleotide messenger RNA. RefSeq names its product phospholipase A2 inhibitor and Ly6/PLAUR domain-containing protein-like. Bases 1 to 651 code for a protein of 216 amino acids. The record is from RefSeq and is a predicted model, not a curated record. NCBI's taxonomy places the organism in Eukaryota, Metazoa, Chordata, Amphibia, Anura, Bufonidae. The transcript is spliced from 5 exons.
AUGACCCCCACAGUCACCGCCAUCUUUUUCCUGACCGUCUGUGUCACCUCAGUCUGGUCCUUGAAGUGUGUGCAGUGCACUGGUUUCAGUAACACCCCCUGCACCGGCAGCUUACAGGACUGCGCCUCCGUUAGUGAUGCCUGCGGGACGACGGUGAUCCGCACCAGAGGAUACCGCUGGACGAGCUUUUACUACAUCCGCUCCUGUGUGAGUACCACCGAGUGCUUCAAUAACGCGAGUGUGACCGGUCUGUACGCGACCACAGCGUCCGGAACGACGUGCUGCUUCACUGACAACUGCACCACCUCCGUGCCGACCCUACCAGUGGAAAAUUACACCUUGAAUGGGUUAAUGUGCCCGUCCUAUGUGGAAACCCUUAUGGAACCCUGUGAUAUAAAGAACGUGUCAUCCUGCACCGGAGAUCAGAUACAUUGUGUCCGAUAUUCAGCGACUACAACAUUAGAAUCCACUAAAUCCACCCUUUAUUUUGGUGGAUGUGCCACGGAGAACACGUGUGCCAUGGCGAGCAGUUCAAUCUAUGGAGAUGGAAUCAGCAUGGAAAUUAAGAGGAAGUGCUACAACAGCGCAGACAGUCUCUACUACAGUUUACCCAUGAUCCUAGGGUUCCUCAGACUUGUUCUCUCAAUGUGA